Messenger RNA from Pelmatolapia mariae (spotted tilapia), 2350 nucleotides. RefSeq names its product G-2 and S-phase expressed 1 (gene gtse1). The coding region runs from base 80 to 2143 and encodes 687 amino acids. The transcript has 12 exons. The record is from RefSeq and is a predicted model, not a curated record. Gene Ontology annotation, molecular function: microtubule binding. Lineage: Eukaryota; Metazoa; Chordata; Actinopteri; Cichliformes; Cichlidae. Gene Ontology annotation, cellular component: microtubule cytoskeleton; cytoplasmic microtubule.
UUCCACGUCGCUGUUUGAAUGCGAAGCAAAAAAGAUUUGUGAGGUUUCGGAGGAAAUAGAGAGACGAACAAGCUUACGGAUGGACUGUCGAGCUAACAGCGAUGUGUUCUUUCUGCCUGACGAGAAGUUUGACUUUGAUGUUUCUCUGUCGCCUGCCAGCUCUAGAGGUGAUGAAGAUGAAGAUGAGGUGUUUGUUGGUCCAGUCAGUCAUAAGGAGAAGUGUGUUUCCGUUAAUGUGGCGUCUCCCCUCGAGAACCAUAGCAUAACCUGGAGCCCGCUGACGGGAGAACAGCUGGAGGCUGUGUGCCAGGAAGCACACAGACUAGCAAGUCAGCUGCAGAGCACUGUGUCACACGAUGAGAACAGAGACACCACCAGUGUGACCAUGGACACCAUGACUGAGCAAGAGGAGUUUGUCGAGGAUGCUGAGACCAGACUUGGUCUCCUUGCUCAGACCACCAGUGGAGUCAGCCCAAACAAACGACAGACCUUCUGUGUGCAGGACAGUCCACUGAAGCAGCUGCCGCCCAUCAUCCAGCGCCAACUGCAGAGAGGCAGCGGAUCCAGCAUCACUUCAUCUAUCCGCCCCACUAUCACCCUGGCUUCAUCUACCCGCCCUACUUCAAAAAGCAGACUCAGCACCUGCAGCCCUGUGAUCCAAGCCAAAGCUCAGCCCAGAACUGCACUUCGAGGGAAAUCUGCACUAGGUGUUGCUGUUGUGCUGCCGAGCAAACCAACCAUUCCAGUGACUUCCUGUUCAACCAACAAGAGCACAGUGGAAAAGACCAAACUGCAACCACCCAACAGAGCAGUGGGCAGUUGGAGGCGAAGCCCUUCUUCUUGUCCCCCUAAAAGGGCGGAGUCCUCUGAGGAUUUGCUCUCCGAUUCAGCGAGCGUGGCCUCUGACAUCAGUGAUAGCUCCCUCAACUCCAGUCUGUUGGGAAAACGCACACUGCCUCGGCCAACCAAGAGUGGAGUGAGGAACCUGUCAGGUGGGAAAGCACAGCCUCUUCAGACCAGGAGAAAGAACACGUCCUCAUCAUCCUCAUCUGUAUCCAGCUUCAACUCCAGCAUCUCUCUUUCCCCGGCUAAAGGCAAGGUGAAGUCUACUCUGAACGGGAGUCUGAGCAGCUCCACUGGCCCAGCACCCCGCAACGUGAACAGCCUCAGCAGGCCACGCAGGUCCACUAUCUACAGUGCUGCAGAGUCGGUGUCCUCCACGGCCGCUGGCCGCCGCUCAAUAUCGACACAGGCCAAGAAGCUGUCUGAGGCAGAGAGUGGCAAUGAUGUCAAAUCCACUCCUCACAAGAGAGCUGGAGCCACGCCCCCCAAAAGACCUGCCUCCAACCUCACCUCCUCCACAAGUCGGCUGCAGAGUGGACCGAAGGCCAAAUCUAAACCUGAGGCAGUGGUCCUACCUACACCAAGCACAGGAGGCAAAGGUGUUCGCCAUGCAAAUGAUGUCUCAAAGGUGUUGAAGCCAAAGAGGCUGAUGUCACUUAACGGCACGGACAGUCUUCCUCAAAAGCCAUCUGCUGGUCCGCUAACACCUUCUGCUAUCGCAUGCAAGUCACUGCAGAUGAAGCCACGACGCCCCUCUGCCCUCCCCACUCCAGUUAGACGCAAGGCUUCACUCAUUCCCUCUCCAACGCCCAAACCUCCAGCCCUCUCUGACUCUGUCCCCACCUCAUAUACCAAGCAGCACAGCUGUAGCCCCACCCUCACCAGUGCACAGGAGGAGGAGGAGCUUGUUGAUGCACCUGAAAUUCAGCCCUUCUGUCUAGAGGAUGAUCCCCCUACCACCACACCCUCAAACAGCCAACAGACUGACCAAUCAGAGCCCAUGGAUCCUGGAGCACAGAUUCUGGAUGAAUCAGUGCCCAAUGAAAACCUGAUUGAACUGGAGCUGAAAGAGGACAGCAACAGCAAGACACAGGAGGUUCUCCUUUUGGAUCUUCCACCACCCACCCUGCCUCCUCAAGAGAAGCUGCUCAUUGACUUGACCAACACCCCUGACCUGAUCCGGACCAAUAAUAAGACUUGCAAUGCAACUCAGCUGAUUGAUUUGAGCUCUCCGCUUAUCAAGUGGAGUCCUGAGGACAAGACUGAGAACAAUGCUCCCCUCAUCAACCUGUCCUUCUGAUCGUCAUCCUCCUUAAGUACUGGAUCUGUGCACAUUACUGAACCACCACCUCUCUGUCUUCAGAAACUCUAAUAAUCCAACUGAUUCUGAGUUUUUAAUCAGUAGAGUCUUUCCUACAGUGGAGUACGCAAACAUAAAUGUUUUACAUAAAAUAUUCUGAAAUUGCUCAAGUGUCUCUACAACUAAUUGUACUUUUAUUUCUCUUGA